Messenger RNA from Schizosaccharomyces octosporus yFS286, 2005 nucleotides. RefSeq names its product PAF family phospholipase A2. The record is from RefSeq and is a predicted model, not a curated record. The coding region runs from base 292 to 1605 and encodes 437 amino acids. NCBI's taxonomy places the organism in Eukaryota, Fungi, Ascomycota, Schizosaccharomycetes, Schizosaccharomycetales, Schizosaccharomycetaceae. The transcript has a single exon. Gene Ontology annotation, molecular function: 1-alkyl-2-acetylglycerophosphocholine esterase activity.
UGAAUUAUCAAUGAUUUUCCUACUCCUCUAAACACUGUAGGAAACAUACCAUUUCCAAUAUAAGUCCGUUUUGACAGUAGUUUGCCUUUUCAGCAACCAACUAUUCAAUUUGCAUACAUCUAUGAUUUAAAAAUAUUAUCUUUUAGUUAAUAUUUAUUUUUUUGGGUUUUUCGCGAGUUUCAGUGAACAUACAAUAAAUAGAAUUGGGCACUAUUUUAGGACAUUAGCUUUGGCUCACCACCCAAGAAAUCUUUAUUUGAUUGUUGCUAAUCACAGUUUCAUAAUUAAAACAUGAAAUUUUCAAUUAUACCUACUGCUGCCUUGCCCGAGUAUGAGGGUCCAUUACGUGUUGGUUCGGUGGUAAUUGAAAUGAGUGUUCCUAAAGAACUUCAAUGGAAGUUGCCAAAUAUUGAACAUGAAUUAAAAACAGUCAAAUUACGAAUGUUUUACCCCAUUUUCCCAACUGAAGAUCUCAGGUCCCGAAAAGACGAGUUUUGGCUGCCCUUCAAUGAAGGGAUUCCACAUAUUGCAAAAGGAUUCAAAUGGUGGGUGAUUCGUGCAUGUGCAGCACAAUUUUCAAAAACAUCUUUACCUGUUUACGAGGGGACUGUGUUUCAGGAUAACCAAAACACCAAGCUGCCUGUACUGUUAUUUAGCCAUGGACUUUUGGGUUCGAGGAACCUUUAUUCCUCCUUAUGUGGGAAUAUCUCUUCUUACGGAAUCGUUGUUUUGGCUUUAGAACACCGUGACCAAACUGCUAUAAUAUCGACUGUUCGUGAUCCUAGUCACCCGGAUGAUAAAGGUUAUCUUGUGCAGUAUCGAGAAAUCAAGGAUUUUUACAGCAAGGAAACCAUAGAACUACAAAAGGAUAGAUUAAGCUUUCGUGAAAGAGAAAUCCAGCUUGCCGUGAAAAUGAUACGCACAAUCAAUGAAUACGGUGUGCCUAGUCUUGACACAGCCUAUUCUUGCUCUGGAAACCCCGACACCUGUAGACAGCUCUUUGAAUCACUAAAAGGUCGUUUGAACACUUCAAAAGGAGAGCUUUUACUUUCAGGUCAUUCUUUUGGCGCCGCCACUGCUGCAUUUAUAGCAAAUUCAUUAGCUCGUUCUCUGGAUUGCAAUAACCUACAUCAUGAAGAAUAUAAAUGUGUGCUUUUGUAUGACAUUUGGAUGCUGCCUGUACUCCAGAUGAAUAUACAAAAAAUAAAGUACCCUACUAUGAUGAUCGUAUCUUAUGAAUUUCGACACUGGGCUGAUAAUUAUGAUGCCUUAGAGAAUUGGCUUUUGGAUCGUAAGUCAGAAUCAAAGGUUGAUGAGGAAACUUCUUCUGACAAAUUCGAAAUUAUACCAACUAAGAAACCAUCGCACGUGUUCGUCUUAGAUGGGACAGUCCAUGCAAACCAAAGUGAUUUACCAAUUCUUUUACCAAGUAUGAUUUUUAAAUUACUUAAAGGAAAAGUAAAAGCCGAUCCUUAUGAGGCUUUAAUGAUUAAUGCACGUUCUUCUGUUCAAUUUCUGCGGGAAAAUGGGGUUCAACUUCAAGGGCAGAAUGAUCCUGACUGUUUGAAGUCGGAAGUCAUUCCUGGAUGGGUGAAAAUCAUCUAAAUAAUAACUUAUUUUUUUAUUUUAUUUUGAUUUUUUUGACUAUAAGGUAAGGGAUACCUUUAAUUAUUUAAUCGACGUUGCUAAUAUUGUGGAUGCCUCAAAUUGAUUUAAGAAUUUUUUUACAAGGACCGCUAAUGCUUCUUUGUAUACUUAGCCGUCCUUAACUUAUUCUUGGUUUGAAAAACAAGAUCAAUUUCAUACGAUAUAUUAAUCUAAUGUAAGUUUGAGAACUUAAAAUCUCAUUUUAUUACUGUUCAUGAUAUUAAUAAUGAGAUAAAUUAAAACGUUAGUUAAUAAUUUGAACAGGCAAAAAUAAAAGCACAUCAACUUUGCAGAUAUUACUUGCAAGUAGAAGGCAUUUUUUAUUAGGAUUCAUUGAAAGCAAGCUAAAUAGUCACAG